Molecule: messenger RNA, 4185 nt
Organism: Microcebus murinus (gray mouse lemur)
Lineage: Eukaryota; Metazoa; Chordata; Mammalia; Primates; Cheirogaleidae
Product: DNA helicase MCM9
Biological process (GO): double-strand break repair via homologous recombination
Cellular component (GO): MCM complex; nucleus
Molecular function (GO): ATP binding; single-stranded DNA binding; ATP hydrolysis activity
Source: RefSeq, a predicted model, not a curated record
UCCCCGCUGGCGGGGCGCGCGCCCGCUCGCGUCUCCACCCGGAAGAGCAGCCUAGGCCGGGAAGUUGAGGCGGUGCGCGGCCCGGUGUCCGCCGAGAGCGCCUGCUGGCCUGAGCCCACUGCUCCAGACCGGCCCAACGGAGCCUGCGCGUCCUCGCGGCCGGCGGCGCUCGAUCGGCACGCGCGCGCGCACGCCCCGCCCCCAGCGGCUCCCGGCGCGCGGGGCCGCGGUGAGGACCUGCCGCCGGGCCGGAGCUGUCCGGGGCCCUCGGCCUUAAGAGCAGCGCGUCCUCGAGGACUUCUGACACUGCGUGUCAGCCAGUAAGUGACGGCCACCGCCUCGUCUCACGGGUACUUGUUUCUCCUGCACUUCGUCCCACGUCUCGCCCACGACUGGUUAGUUCAACAACUGUUCAACUCCGGGACCGGUCAGGCGAGGGAGCUGCCGGGAGCAGAGCCCGGGAGGUGUCAGAGACCUGCCGAGGUGGCGUAGAGCAGGGGCUACGUGCGGAGACCCUCUGAACGAGAAAGAAAGUUUGGAAAGCGCCCUCCGAAAGCGAGUCGAGUCCACGUUUCCUGAGCGCCCGUGCAGCAGCCGAGCGGCCGGGAGGAGUAACCUAGAUUCAAGAUGAAUAACGAUCAAGUCGCACUGGUUGGUCAAGUAUUUGAGUCGUAUGUUUCAGAAUACCAUAAGAAUGAUAUUCUUCUAAUCUUGAAGGAAAGAGAUGAGGAUGCUCAUUACCCAGUUGUGGUUAAUGCUAUGACCCUUUUUGAGACCAACAUGGAAAUUGGGGAAUACUUCAAUGUGUUCCCCAAUGAAGUACUUACUAUUUUUGAUAGUGCACUGCGAAGGUCAGCCUUGACAAUUCUCCAGUCCCUUUCUCAGCCUGAAGAUGUUUCCAUGAAGCAGAAUCUUCAUGCCAGGAUAUCAGGUUUGCCUGUCUGUCCUGAGCUGGUGAGGGAGCACAUACCUAGAACCAAGGAUGUGGGACACUUUUUAUCUGUCACUGGGACAGUGAUUCGAACAAGUCUGGUGAAGGUCCUAGAGUUUGAGCGGGAUUACAUGUGUAACAAAUGCAAGCAUGUAUUUGUGGUCAAGGCUGACUUUGAGCAGUAUUACACCUUCUGCCGACCAUCCUCAUGCCCCAGCUUGGAGAGCUGCAAUUCCUCUAAAUUCACUUUCCUCUCAGGCUUGUCUUCAUCUCCAACCAGGUGUAAAGAUUACCAGGAAAUCAAAAUUCAGGAGCAGGUUCAAAGGCUGUCUGUUGGAAGUAUUCCACGAUCUAUGAAGGUUGUCCUGGAAGAUGACUUAGUAGACAGUUGCAAAUCUGGUGAUGACCUAACUAUUUAUGGGGUUGUAAUGCAACGGUGGAAGCCCUUUCAGCAAGAUGUGCGCUGUGAAGUGGAGAUAGUUCUGAAAGCCAAUUAUAUACAAGUAAAUAACGACCAGUCCUCGGGCAUCCCCAUGGAUGAGGAGGUCCGAAAGGAAUUUGAAGAUUUUUGGGAAUGCUAUAAGAGUGAUCCCUUUGCAGGAAGGAAUGAAAUACUGGCCAGCUUGUGCCCUCAAGUAUUUGGGAUGUAUCUAGUAAAGCUUGCUGUGGCCAUGGUGCUGGCUGGUGGGAUUCAAAGGACUGACGCCACAGGAACACGGGUCAGAGGUGAAUCUCAUCUCUUAUUGGUUGGGGAUCCUGGUACAGGGAAAUCUCAAUUCCUGAAAUAUGCAGCAAAGAUUACACCAAGAUCUGUGCUGACCACAGGAAUUGGAUCUACAAGUGCAGGUCUGACGGUAACUGCUGUAAAAGACUCAGGAGAGUGGAAUUUGGAGGCUGGUGCACUGGUGCUUGCAGAUGCAGGCCUUUGCUGUAUUGAUGAGUUUAACAGCCUCAAAGAGCAUGAUAGAACCAGUAUCCAUGAAGCAAUGGAGCAACAAACCAUAAGUGUUGCCAAAGCUGGCCUUGUGUGCAAGCUGAACACAAGGACCACCAUCCUGGCAGCGACUAACCCUAAAGGCCAGUACGACCCCCAAGAGUCUGUGUCUGUGAACAUUGCCCUCGGCAGCCCACUCUUAAGUCGAUUCGACCUGAUCCUGGUUUUACUUGAUACCAAGAAUGAAGACUGGGACCGUAUAAUUUCCUCCUUUAUCUUAGAAAAUAAAGAUUAUCCAAGCAAAUCAGAGAAGCUCUGGAGCAUGGAAAAGAUGAAAGCCUACUUCUGCCUCAUUAGGAAUAUACAGCCCUCACUGUCUGACGUGGGUAACCAAGUUCUUCUGCGGUACUACCAGAUGCAAAGGCAGAGUGAUUCCCGGAACGCUGCCCGGACCACCAUCCGCCUGUUGGAGAGCUUGAUACGAUUAGCAGAAGCUCAUGCCCGUCUGAUGUUUCGUGACACGGUGACUCUGGAAGAUGCUAUUACAGUGGUGUCAGUAAUGGAGUCCUCGAUGCAGGGAGGUGCACUGCUAGGAGGUGUGAAUGCUCUCCACACUUCCUUUCCUGAAAACCCCCGGGAGCAGUACCAGAGGCAGUGUGAACUCAUUCUGGAAAAGCUGGAGCUGCAGAGCCUCUUGAGUGAAGAGCUUAGAAGACUUGAAAGGUUACAGAAUCAGAGCGUGCACCAAUCUGAACCACAGGUUAUGGAGGCAGAGACUACGUUAGGAUCCUCGAGAAAGGAUCCAGGGGAAGAAUCAAAUUUCAGAACAUCGGCACAGCAGGAAAUGAAUUGUAGCAUGGAGGCCUCCUCUGCUGGAGGCAGUCCUGGGGCAAGCCCACUUCUAGACCCCCCACCCCUUCUAGGGCCUAAUGGAUCAACAAGGAAAAAACAUUCAGCUGAGCCCAAAAAUAGCAGAGAUGACAGUUUGGACUGGUUUGACUUCAUGGCAACUCAUCACUCUGAACCUAAAAACACUGUUCUUGUGUCUCCUGAUCCCAAAACAACUGAGGAAAAUAUGGCUUUAAAGAUCUCUAAUAACAAAUCUCAAGGUAAGGAAAAGAGUGAACCAGGCCAAAGGAACAAAGUGGAAGCUGGGCAGUUUCCAUCACCAGUAGAGACAGAUGCUCCGUGGAGGCCAGACAAUGUGAAGGGUCAAAGGGCAAAAUGCACAGCACCAGUGUCAGAACCAGCAGCACCUGCUGAUGAACCGGACUCGGUACUGACUCAUCAUGCCUCUAGGAGACUGCAUAAGCUGUGCAGGGAGAGGGCCGAGAAGUUAUACAGAAAUACCACCAGGGUACCUUCCCAGUCUACAGUCCCUUCUGAUCCUCAAUCCAUUCCUGUACAUAGCCCAGAAAGAACACUGGAAACUCCCAAAAGAAAAAGACUGAAAUCCCUUGCUCAAGCAGAACGACUUGAACUUGAAAGUGUUGAGACUCCAGUUCCCCCUGUGGCCAAACUGGCAAAAUUUACUUUCAAACAGAAGUCGAAACUGAUCCACUCCCCUGAAGACCACAGCCAUGUGUCUCCUGGCACAACGGAAAUAGCAGUUCAUAGUCCUAAAAUUUCCCAGCGUAGAACAAGAAAAGAAGCAGUUCUGCCUGUGAAAGGUUCAGAAAAGUUGACAUCUACUUCAGGAAACAGCUCAGAUCAUCCACAGGGUAAGACAAAGGAGGUGUCAGAGCAGCCACCAGAGAAAGCUGGGUCAAUAGAGAAGAGGGAAUGUGCCCCUGAGAAGAGAGCUAUUCAGCGUGGAUCCGAGUUUGGAAACCAGACUGGGCGUGCUCGUCUUACUUGCGAGAGAGACGAAAAGGGAGAGGUUUCAUGCAAUUAUAAAAGCAGCAAAGUUCAUGCUUGCACAUUAGCCAAAUUGGCAAACUUCUCCUUUACUUCCCCAUCAGAAUCCAAAUCAGAAUCCCCUCCUCCUCCUGAAAGGAAGGACUGCAGUGAGAGAGGUCCAAGCCCUCCUCCCACAGCCACAGCUCCAGUGCUUGGCAGUAAGAGGAAAUCUUUUCAGCUCCAGGGGUCCACCGAGAAACUGACUCUUUGCAAAACUCUCUUCACUUUAUCAGAACUAGAUGAUGAAACAUUAGAUUUUGACUGGGAUGAAGAGAUGAGAAAAAAGCCAUAAUUAUGAAAAGCUUUCUGGUCAAAUUUCACCUUCCACAACUCAGCGCAGCCCCUCAGGGUAUCAGCGUGCUACUUACAAAUGUACAGAACCGUUGGCCAUAUUGAGUACCAUUCUGAACAGCAGCUCCCC